Molecule: messenger RNA, 2935 nt
Organism: Scleropages formosus (Asian bonytongue)
Lineage: Eukaryota; Metazoa; Chordata; Actinopteri; Osteoglossiformes; Osteoglossidae
Gene: klhdc7a
Product: kelch domain containing 7A
Exons: 2
Coding region: 65-2482 (805 amino acids)
Molecular function (GO): protein binding
Source: RefSeq, a predicted model, not a curated record
AGUUGUUACAUAAACCAGAUGAAGGAUAGACUGAUACCGGGAUGAGACGUAGAGAGAAGGUCACAUGCAGAGAAACUCCGAUGACAAGCUUUGUGCUGAGGAAUCUCAGGACCUCAAGAUGCCCAUAGCAGACCUCCUAGGGGUGCAGCUAGACAUGCAGAUGCUAGGGAAACUGACCCUAUCAGUGGCCACUGUGCUGUUUGUGUCCUGGGUGUACCGUUUCUACAGCUCCCGGGGUCGUGCUGCUCAAACGGGUCCACCGAGUGGAUCUGCUGGCCAGGCUUCCCAACCGAGCAACUGUGCCACAUCGCCGGGCUUGUGCAGGAGCCGCCUGGCAGAGGUACAGCCACAGAGUAAAGCCGCACCUGAAGGUAUAAGUGAGAACAAGCUACCAGGAGAGCAUGAUUCAUCACCUGAGAAUACACAAGGGGAGGUUCUGUUGCACAAGCGACCAAGUACAAAGAAUGUGAUACAGACAGAACGUCUUACAGAAUACCUAGGCCUCCAUGCAAAGCUAGAAAUGGAGAACAAUGACGUAUGUCAAGAUUCCGCUGUGGAGGAGCUGACACUCUCCAAAGAAACAAAUUUGGAACAGCAAGAGCAGAAGGCUUUGAUUGAGGAGGCGGCUGAAGAAGGGAUUGAUAACUGUGAAAUUGGAUUUACUCUUUCGUCUCAUGCAACCGAUUGCAUUCUGUUGUCACCUGACUGCAGUCAGCAAAGCCCAACAGAACGGCCCAGGUCACCGUGUUUGCUGAGGAAGUUGGAACCUAGCACUGAAGUGAGUCGAGAACUCAGGCAGGACUUAGGCUUCUCCAGUUUCCAGUCCAAAGCAGCAGUGAUAGUGGAAGACGGAGACCUUCUGCUAGAGUGUCCUGGGGACAGGCUUGUGGAGGUUCGAGGGAAGAUCUAUGACUACUUUGUGGAAUCCUCAUCAGAGUCGAUUUCAGCCAGCGAAAGGAUCCCCAGUCCAAGACCCUACAGAGUGACCCAUGACAGCAGGGAUUCGCAGAACUUGCAGCUGACACAGGACUUGGUGUUCCCAUCUGACUCCCACGAGGAUUUUUCACCCCCCACAAACAGAAGUCCUUCUCCUCUUAGCAAACCAGGGCUCCUUCGGAAGGACAGUUACAUGCAUAUCACAGAAAAUGAUGACCUUCAGAUUCCUUUCUGGAGCCCAGGAACCUCAACACCUGCGAAUGGUACGUCCUGGUCUAGAACCUCUUCAUCAGAGAAUGCGUUCUCCAACCAGGCAAAUUGCAUCACAGAGUCCAGACUUCCAAGUGAAUCAGCAGAGCCCAGUUUAGAAACAGUUGCUGGAAUAAAGUUUUUGCAAAUGCCUCUGGAAGGAAUUGGUAUCUCUGAGCUGGAAAGUCUCAAGGGAAAACUAGAUUUGGGCAACUGUAUGCAAGCACUUAGUCUGGCCAGGAAGUACAGGCAUGCCACACUUGAGGAAGCUUCUCUUAAAGUCAUGUCAGACAACUACCUUCAGGUACUCAGAGAUCCAGAGCUGUAUGGGAAGCUGAGAGCUGGUGACAGGGCUCACAUCCAGAAGCUACGAAUGAGGGGCAAGCAAUACCUACUUGUGGCUGAUAUUGAUCCCCAAGACUGGGCAAGGACUCGAUCUCAGACGUCCAAUUCGGAUUCUUCCCAGACAUCUAGUAGGCUGUACUAUUACAAUGACUACAAGGAUACCUGGCACACGCUGAGCAAACUCCCUAGAGAGGUUGUUUCCAAAGGCUGUGCUAUGUGCACAAUGGACAAUUACCUCUUUGUAGCCAUAGGCUGUGAGGGUAGUGAUAGAGAUAUCAAACCAUCCAGGAGAGUGUUCUGCUACAAUCCAAUGACAUCCAUCUGGAAGGAAAUCUGCCCAAUGAACGAAGCUCGACCUCAGUGCAAGCUGGUGGCCCUGCAAGGCUAUAUCUAUGCAAUUGGGGGUGAGUGCCUGAGCACAGUGGAGCGAUAUGACCCACGGGUAGACCAGUGGGCCUUUGUAGCACCACUACCCAAUGACACUUUUGCAGUGGCUCAUCGAGCCACUGCAUGCCAGGGAGAACUUUUCGUACUCGGGGGUACUCUGAGGUACGUACUGUUGCGCUACAGCCCCUUGACCAACACGUGGCGGCAGAGCCUCAUCGUGGGCAGCAAGGAGAGGACCACAGAUAUGGUAUCCGUAAGAAACUUCCUGUACCGCUUCGACAUCAGCCCUUCACUGGGUUUAUCUGUUUACCGCUACCACACCGUGGCUCGACUGUGGUACGAGUGCUGUUCCAGGCGUCUCCCAGACUGUCUUGCCUUCCAGUGUACCACCCUGGACAAUAUCAUCUACUGCAUCAACCGGCAGUUCAACAUGAGGUUUCUGGCUGAUGACGUUUCACCACAGUUUGUGGCAGAAGAUCUGAACAUUCUCUCAGUGGCAAAAGGCAUGCUGUUUCCUUUUGUCCUUGCACUUCCUGACAAGGACACUCUUCAGACCAGAGUGUAAGUAGUGGAAGUUCACUGAAUUGUAAUACAAGAUGUGCAGUGCAAGGGUGAAGAUGCAAAGACUGUUUUUUAAUUUUAGUCUGAACACGCUGAUGUCUCCGAAUACAGAAAUUAUUCGCCACCAGUGAAUGUUUCCAAAAAAUGCCUAGCUCUUCUAGUUUCUUCCAACAGUGGAGCUAAAAUCCUGAGGACUUCAUAAAUUCUAAGUGACUAUGACUUUAUCACAGGUAAUUCAGUGACAUGUUUUGUAGACAAGGUUUGAAUAAUGUGAUAAUCAAAGAUGGUACCUAUUUUGCGCAGAUAGGGUACAAGAGAAUUAUUAACUUUGAACUUGCAAAUUUAGCAAGAUGCAAAUAUUUGUGGCUUGUAUGGCUUAUAGUAGUAUGUGGUUUAUGGGUUCAGUAAACAAAGCAUGUUGCCGUUUAUAAUUUCCCCUUUCUCUAUUGCACUGAAC